AUGGUUGGGUCAGGCAGUUUUGGUACUGUGUUUAAGGCUUUGCUGCCGGCAGAGAACAAGAUUGUUGCAGUGAAAGUUUUAAACUUAAAGAGACGUGGAGCGAUGAAGAGCUGUAUGGCAGAAUGUGAAUCCUUGAAAGACAUAAGGCAUCGUAAUCUUGUGAAACUAUUGUCAGCUUGCGCUAAGGAUGUGGAAGAGAUUCGUAGGCCUUCAAGAACCUUGACACUUCUUGAAAGGCUCAAGAUUUCCAUAGACGUGGCUACUGUGUUGGACUAUCUUCAUGUUCAUUGCCAUGAACCUAUAGCUCAUUGUGAUCUUAAGCCAGGAAACGUCCUUUUAGAUGAUGAUCUGACCGCCCAUGUUAGCGACUUUGGUCUCGCUCGUCUUCUCCUCAAGUUUGACCAGGAGUCCUUCAUGAACCAACUAAGCUCAGCUGGUGUCAGAGGAACUAUUGGCUAUGCCGCACCAGAAUAUGGAAUGGGAGGACAACCAUCAAUACACGGUGAUGUGUAUAGCUUUGGGGUUCUCCUUUUGGAAAUGUUCACUGGAAAACACCAACCAAUGAGUUAUUUGGAGGAAACUUCACCCUGCACAACUACACCAAAUCGGCGUUGCCAGAGCAAGUCUUGGACAUUGUCGACGUAUCGAUUCUUCACAGUGGUGCUGUGGAGAAUCCCCGAUCAACCGGUUGGCAACGAGUGA
Molecule: messenger RNA, 702 nt
Organism: Camelina sativa (false flax)
Lineage: Eukaryota; Viridiplantae; Streptophyta; Magnoliopsida; Brassicales; Brassicaceae
Source: RefSeq, a predicted model, not a curated record